AUGGAUCUAGCUUCAGUUCACGACCUCAAAGGCGUCCUUCGUCCGGACUUUUUUCAUGGUUACGCCACAGCCGCAGCCCAGAUAGAAGGCGCCUGGGAUAAAGACGGCAAAGGCGUCUCGAUCUGGGACACAUUCGGCCAUACACCAGGCAAGGUAGCCGAUGGCAGUAACGCCGACGACGCAACACGCGCAUACGACUUCUACCGCGAAGAUGUCGCCUUGAUGAAAUCCUACGGCGUCAAUGCAUACAGAUUUUCACUAUCUUGGUCGCGUAUCAUCCCGCUCGGAGGCCGUGACGAUCCUGUGAAUGAGCAGGGAAUACAAUACUAUUCGAAUCUAGUCGAUGAGCUUUUAGCUAACGGUAUCACGCCCUUCGUUACGCUCUUCCAUUGGGAUAUACCGCAGGCGUUGGAGGAUCGGUACGGCGGGAUGUUGAAUCAGGAUGCGUACACCCCUGACUUCAUUCGGUAUGCACGCGUGUGCUUUGAACGGCUCGGCGAUCGCGUUAAGCACUGGAUUACAUACAACGAGCCUGGAGUGUAUACAUUAGCCGGAUACGCAGCCGGCGUGCACGCACCAGCACGAUCUUCUUUCCGAGAACGCAAUGCGGAGGGAGAUUCAUCCACCGAGCCGUUCAUCGUCGCGCAUACAGAACUGGUAUCUCACGGUCAUGUGUCGAAGAUGUAUCGUGAAGAGUUCCAGCCUCAGCAAAAGGGUACGAUCGGUAUAACGUUGCAUGGGAAUUGGUCCGAGGCUUGGGAUGAGGAAGAUGAACGCGAUCAAGAGGCUGCGCAGCGUGCACGUGAGUUCGAGAUCGCUUGGUUUGCUGAUCCGGUUUAUAAGACUGGUGAUUAUCCUGCUUCUAUGCGCGCUCAGCUUGGUGAUCGACUUCCCCGCUUUACGGAAGAGGAGUCGAAGCUUGUGCUUGGGAGCUCGGAGUUCUAUGGGAUGAAUAGUUAUACGACUUUCUUCAUGAAACAUACCACUGCGCCGCCGGAUAUCAAUGAUCAUAAGGGGAAUGUGGAGGUUUGUGAUGUGAAUAAGCGGGGUGUUUCUCGUGGGGAGGAGAGUGAUACUGAAUGGUUGCGAGCUAAUCCUCAGGGAUUCCGAAAGUUGAUAAAUUGGAUCUGGGCGAGGUAUCAUACUCCUAUUUAUGUGACUGAGAAUGGUACCACUGCGAAGGGAGAAGUGGCACCAACACCAGAAGUUCUGAAUGAUGACUUCCGCAUCAAGUUUUUUGAAGGAUAUGUGGGCUAUGCUUUGGCUCGAGCUGUGAAGGAGGAUGGAGUUGAUAUUCGGUCUUAUUUUGCGUGGACCUUUACUGAUAAUUGGGAAUGGGCCGCUGGCUAUGCCGACCGAUUUGGAAGUACUUGGAUUGACUUUGAGUCUGAGAAUAAGACUCGGUACCCCAAGCAAUCUGCUUACUACCUGGAUCGUCUGUUCAAGCAUUUGAUCCGUGAGCAAUAA
Messenger RNA from Penicillium pulvis, 1467 nucleotides. Its product is annotated as glycoside hydrolase family 1 protein. Bases 1 to 1467 code for a protein of 488 amino acids. Lineage: Eukaryota; Fungi; Ascomycota; Eurotiomycetes; Eurotiales; Aspergillaceae. Gene Ontology annotation, biological process: carbohydrate metabolic process. The transcript is spliced from 2 exons. Gene Ontology annotation, molecular function: beta-glucosidase activity. The record is from RefSeq and is a predicted model, not a curated record.